Phyllotreta striolata is the source of this 2725-nucleotide messenger RNA. The record is from the annotation of a GenBank genome assembly. Lineage: Eukaryota; Metazoa; Arthropoda; Insecta; Coleoptera; Chrysomelidae.
UUCUAUCGGCGAUUUUUCUUCAUUUCAACCGUUCCGGUAAAAUAGAUCCGGCUAGAGCAAAUGUCGAUGCGACGAUGAUCGGGCUCAAAAUCGGUUUUGCGCUGUUAGUCUUGUGUUCGAAUUUCGCGUUUUCCUACAGUGAAAAUGAGGCUUUACAAAUAUUCCCGCCCCUGCCGGUAUCGGUGGCUAAAAGUUCGAAUCCCGUGUGCAAGGAACACAGCGAUUUAUACGUGGAUAAUUUGAAUAACUUCACCCUGUGGGCGCACGAAAUGUGGGAUGCAACUUCGAAAUCUUCAUCUGGUGUACUUCGAGGAAGUGUCUUCCACAUGGGGCAUUUCGAACAAUGCCUCUCGGCUAGAGCGCCUUUUCCUACGCAGUAUUGCUUGGCUACUCUAACAGCUGAUGUGCCUCAUCCAAAGGACGAUCGAGAUCCUCUUUCGCUCUAUUUCGAUCCUUUCGCCUCCGUAAUGAACAGAUUGUACAAAUAUGAAGACAAAUCGCAACAAUCUAGGAACAUGGUAAACGUUGGAUGGUGCAUUCCUUCUUCCUGUUCAGUGUUAGAUCUCGAAGAAUACCUAAAUAGUUAUUUAUCUGAAGUCGAUAAUUCGUUUAAAAAACAAAAUGUUUCCUACAAAGCCAAAUUCUCAGAGGUGUUUUGCCAAACGAACGCCGAAAAUGAUUAUUUUGAUGUAGCUGAUAUAUGCUUUUGUUUCUUAGCAAUACUCCUUAUUGCCUGCGUGAUUUUAGCGACUGCUUAUGAUUACACAAAAACCGAAGCAAGCGAAGAGAAACCCUUCAAGAAGAGCAGAUCUUCAAAAUUAUUAACAGCAUUUUCAGCGAGAGCCAACUUUCUGGAACUCAGCAAAUCCGACGAUUCCAAUCCGGCCCUGGCCAUUUUGUACGGAAUGAGAACCAUUUGCAUAUUCGCCAUUAUCAUUGACCAUCGAUUCGGCACCUUCAUAUCAUCCGCUGUGCUGAAUUUCAAUUAUCUGGAAGAGCAAUACAGAUCGGCCAUCGCCUGCGUCCUGUUCCACGGCGAUUUGUUCGUCGACUCGUUUUUUAUCUUGAGCGGCCUUCUAGUAGUCUAUAGUCUUUUAAAUCAAAUGGAAAGGCACCGAAUGAACCCCGCAUUCGUGAUACUAAUGCGAUACGUGAGAUUGACUCCGGUAUACGCGUUCGUGAUAUUUUACUAUGCGACGAUAUUCAACCAUUCCGGAGCCGGGCCGCUGUGGAAAUUGGUGGCAGGAGGCGAUUGGAGGGACUGCAGGGAGAAUUGGUGGGCCAAUUUGCUCUACAUUAACAAUUAUUAUAAUGUAGAUCAUACGUGCAUGACGCACUCCUGGUACCUCCCCUGCGACUUCCACUACUUCAUCAUCGCCAUUUUCCUCGUGGCGCUCAUCAAGAAACGAGAAAAAAUCGGACUCGCCGGACUCCUGGUUCUCACCAUCGUAUCUCUGGCCAUCCCCUUCGCCAUCACGAUGAUCUACCAACGACCCGGCCUGAUGCACUUCUACCCGGAGUUCCUCACCGGACCCAAGGUCUACAUAGACUUCCAGCUGACUUACAACAAAACCCACACCAGGGCGACCCCGUAUUUCAUCGGGAUGUUCAUCGGCUACUUGUACUACCAGUUAAAAGAGACCAACAAGCAUGUGUGCAGGGUGAAGUCCUUCUUGAUAAUAGCUGUAUCUUUCGUUCUGAUGCUGGGGACUUUGUUCAGCGCGCGGGUUUUCUACGAUCCGUACCAUCAGUACAACGCGCUGGAAUCGGCCAGUUACGCAUCUCUGCAUAGGUUAUCUUGGGCUGUGGGUACCGGUGGUUUGCUGUACACAGCCAGUUUCGGGCACUUCGGUUUCUUGAAGGUGGUUCUAUCUUGGUCGCCUUGGAUACCGUUGAGUAAGCUCGUCUACGGGGCGUACUUGUGCCAUAUGAGCUUCCAAUUGAGAGGCGCCGCCAAGUUCAUGAGUCCUCGACAGAUCACCUACUUCGAUGUGAUAAGUCUAGGUUUGUCGGAUAUAGUAUUGGCCUUUACCACCGCCUUGGCUCUUUACUUGAUGAUAGAGGCGCCGUUUAGGAAAUUAUUCCGGGAAAUAAUGAUGCCUUCGAGGAAUAGUCCGGUGAAAGUGCCAACGGGACGGCUGUCGGUCGAUGAAAAUAUGAUUAAUCAUAACAACAAUGUACAAGAGGAUAGUAGGUUGUAGCAGAGAGUUUGAAAUUUUACUUAUUAGGUAGUAAUAAUUAAUUUGUACUAGAGUUUUAAUGCAAUAUUUGUAUUUAAACUUGUAAAACGCACGUUCACAAUGCAAAAUGCUUAUUAAUUUACGAUAUAAGAGUAUGUUUUACCCCGAUUUUGGUUAUAUGUUUGUUAUACAGUUUGUUAUACAUAUAAAUAUCAAAUUAUUUAUAACGUUUCGGGUGCUCUAUAUGAAAAAACUAAAUCAGUUUUAUUGAUUUUUAAUAACUCAAUUUAAAAAGUAGUUAGUAAGAUUGACAACAAUAUUGGUUUAUCUAAUGUUGUAAAACGUUUUAUAGUAUUUUUAAUGCCAACUAAAAUUUUGAUUGACCAAUUUUGUUUUGAGAGAAAUUGCGCUUGCUAAAUAAUUCCUGUAUUAAAAAGAAAGCUUAAUAAUUAUUACACUUGUUACAUUAGUAAUAAAAAAUUAUUAGUAAGGAACGUAAUAAUGUAAUACAUACAUAAGACCCUUUGAUAAAUAGCUAAUUAAAC